UCCAGCAUAGCAUCAUCAACGACAACAACAACAACAACAACAAACAUACAACCACCAAGUAUACGUGCAUACGAUACAACUGUAACCGAUGGUAAUGAUGCAAUAAUAAAAUGUACAAGUACAUCUGAUCUAUAUCAAGUGGUUGCAUGGAUAACCGAUGAUGAUGAUAUUAUAUUACCAUUUGAUUAUCAAUAUCAAUUACAACAACAAGAUAUGAUCACAACUACUAUGGGCAACUAUGGUUCAAAUACUGGACAACAACAACAACAACAACAACAACAACAUCAUCAUCAUCAUAAUGGUAAUGGUUAUAGUUAUUAUACGAAUUUUUAUAUACCAGCUGAUACAAGAUAUUAUGUACUGCCUUCCGGUGAGCUAUUGAUUGCCGCCAUCCGUACGAAUGAUCUACGACGACAAUUUCGUUGCCGUAUGGCACAUCGUUUAACCGGUGAACGUUACGAUUCAUCCAAUUGGGCUAGAAUUAAAUUAAGAGAUCAAUCAAGUCACAUUUCGUAUAGACCACGAUAUAAUUUGGAUGCAUCAUUACGUCGUACAUUGACAAUCGAUGAUGAUAAUGAUUAUCCUGAUGGUGAUGAUAACCGUCAUCAAAAUCAUUAUUUAUCACAUAAACCAAUUGAUAUUUAUUGUUCAUUUGAUGCUCAACCACCACCAAAUAUUACUUGGUAUUUUCUCAGUUAUUUUGAUCCAAAACAUUACCGGCGACAACCAGGUGGUGUCGAUGAUUUUAUUGCUCAUCAUUUAAAGCCUUUACAAUCAUCAUCAUCAUCAUCACAAUCAACAUCAUGGUCAACGCAUUAUACAAUAACUGCCCGUCAUAUUCGUAUAAAUCAGCCAACAAUUCGUGAUGUUGGUACCUAUGUUUGUGUUGCCAAUAAUUCUCAUUUUCAAGUUCGCCAUGAAACUGAUUUACUUUCAAAACGUUUAUUACAUUUAAAUAUGACUAUUAUGAAUCAUAAAACACAUCGUACUGGUUCAGGUCCAUAUUUACCGGGUGAUAUAUUAACAUUAUCAUGUAAUCUAACACAUUUAUUAACAAUGUUUGAUCUGUUAUCAUUAUUACCACCAUUAAUGAAUGAACCAAAUGAUGAUGAUGAUAAUGAUUUGGAUCAUAAUCAUAUCGAUGAUGAUUUUAUAUCACCAUCAUCAUCAUCAUCUACAAAUCUUGAUCCAGAAUUAGUGAAAUAUCGUCGUAUAAAAUUGUUAAAUCAAGUGUUACAAUCACGUUUUAUGAUUACUUAUUACUGGUAUCAUAAUCAAGUGCCAAUCAGUUCGACUAUUGAUCAUAAUAAUAAUAAUAAUGUUUUCAAUAAUGACAACAACAAAUAUGUCCGAACAAAUGCUGAAAGGUUUUUUUCUACCAGUAAAUCAUCGAAUAAUCCACAACAACAACAACAACAACAACAUUAUGAAAUUUUUGGCCAUCAACGAAACGUGCUUCGAAUAUAUGACCUCGAAUAUUCGGAUGCCGGUAUUUAUCAAUGUUUUGUUCGGAUAAAUGGUGGUCCUGAUUUUGAACAAUGGUUACAAUCAUCAACAUUGAUAACAAUGUAUCAAUCAUCACCAAAAUUAAUACAAACAUUCAAUGAACAAAUAUUAAUGAAUCAACAAGAACUUUCAUUGAAAUGUAUGGCCACAGGUAUACCGGCACCAACAAUUAUUUGGCAAAGAAAUCAAAUCAAUUUAACAGAUAUGGAUGCAAAUUUAAUCAAUUUACAAUACACUGGUUCAUCAUCAUCAUCAUCAUCGACAAAUAAUCAACAACAUUUAUAUCGUUAUAAAACCAGUACAUUUCAAUUGAAACCGACAAAUUUUUUUACAUCACAACCAUCAUCAUCAUCGUCGUCGUCAUCGUCGACAAUAAUCAAAUCUGAACAGCAACUUUUAUUUCAAACAGUUUCAUAUUUCAACAUAAGUACAUUACGCCCACAGGAUGUUGGCCAAUUUCGUUGUUUGGCUAUAAAUCGUGCCGGUUCUAUUGGUCAUCAGGCACGGAUUGGCAUCAUUGGUCCACCAUAUGUACAUCCGAUUGCUGAUCAAACGGCUGUUGUUGGCCAACAAUUAUCCAUACAAUGUGCCUAUAGUGGAUAUCCAAUUGAAGAAAUUUAUUUUGUCAAAUCUAAACGUCGUCUUCCAUUUGAUGAAAGACAUUUGAUCACACAAAUUGGUCAUUUAACUAUUACACAGAUCGAUAAAAGUGAUGAUGGUGAUUAUUCAUGUAUUGUUAUUGGUGAAAAUGGACAACGUGCACAGCAAACAUUUCAUAUUAAUACGGUUAUGCCACCGGUAUUAAGUCCAUUUAUAUUUUCUGAUGCAUUGGAAGAAGGUACACGUGCAACGGCUGUUUGUUCAGUUAUUUCUGGUGAUCCUCCAAUCACUUUACAAUGGCUUAAAAAUGGUCAACCAUUAUUAGGUCAAUUAACAAGAUCAGCUGAUCCACAUAUACAAGUGCUCAAUAUAAAAGAAUUUAUUUCAUCAUUAAUAAUAACAAAUAUAACUAGACGCCAUCAAGGUGUUUAUACGUGCCUUGCAACAACACCGAAUACUAGUUCAAAUCGUACGGCAAUAAUGCGUGUAAAAGCACCACCUAAAUGGCUAAUAAAACCUGCUAAUAAAGUAGCAAUAACACAGCCAACAAUUAAUCCUUUAAUACCAAUGGAUAAUUCAAUGAUGAUGAUGAUGAUGACAAAUCAUCCAAACAGUAUGGUUCGUUUUGAUUGUUUAGCUUCAGGCAAUCCAACACCUGUGAUACGAUGGAAAUUUUUACGCAUGAAACGUCUUAUAUUAAACAAUAUGGAUGUAAGAAAUAAUAACAACGGAGAAUCAUCAUCAUCACAAAUAGAAUCAGUGCCAAUAUUAAGUAGUCCACAGAUUCAUGUACUUGAGAAUGGUUCAUUAUUAAUUCGAUCAAUUGAUAAAACAAAAUUCGAAGGAAUAUACUUAUGUGAAGUAUCCAAUGGUGUGGGUAAACCAUUGGAAGCUCGUGCUACAUUGACCAUAUAUCAAACACCACAGAUACAAGUGAAAGUAAUUCCACAUGGUAAUGAUGGUGUUGGUGGCAAUAAUGGUGCACAUAAAUUACCAUCAACAGUUCAGGAUCAUGAUCAAGUGAUACAAUUGGCCAUUCGUCAUCAUAGUCAAGUGUCCUUAUCAUGUACUGGUACUGGUGCCGUACCAAUAUUUAUUGGCUGGUAUAAAAAUGGUCAAGAAAUCAAUGUAUAUGAUACAAGUUCAAUUACAUCAACUAGUUCAUUUCGUAUAUUUGAAUCAUCCGGUACUGGUACUAUAUUAGCCGGAAAAAAUCAUGGUAAAUCAUCAUCAUCAUCAUCAUCAUCAAUGGAUAUGGGUAAACAAUUUGGUGAACGUACAACAAAUUUAUUGUUUAAACAUGUUGGCCGAUCCGAUACGGCACAAUAUGUUUGUUUGACACGAAAUUCUUUUGGCAUAACACAUCGUAUUGUUAUGCUACAUGUAUUAGAAUCUCCUGAUGCACCGGAAUCAUUGAAAGCAAUUGAAGUUGGUAGCCGUACAGUAACAUUAACAUGGUCGAUUGGUUAUACUGGAAAUCUACCAUUAUUAUCACAGAAUAUUGAAUAUAAAAAAGAAGCUGAUAAAACCUGGCAUAAUGCAUUGAUGAUUAAAUCCAAUACAAAUACAGUGACCAUACAUGGCUUACAACCAUUGACACCAUAUGAAUUUCGUGUAUCAUUUGUCAAUGAAUUAGGUACUAGUGAACAUUCACGUUCAAUUACAUUGACUACACAGAUGGAAGCACCUACAGUUAUGCCGGACAAUGUACGUGCCGUACCAUUAAGCACACAUGCAAUACGUCUUACAUGGUCGAUACGAUUACCACCGCCACCACCACCAUCAUCACCACAAUCAUCUCAUCAACAACAGUCACAUCCGUCCGAUUCAUCAAUUGCUACAACUACUACUAGUGAUAUUGAAAUAAUUGAUGGUUUUUAUAUUGGUUAUCGUAUUAUUUCAACCUCAUCAUCAUCAUCACCGGAAACCAGUAACGUUGCUGGUAGUCAACAAUCACAAUCAUCAUCAAUCAUCAUCACAUUAGCCGGUAUCAAUAAUCAUCAAUCAUUGUCGUAUACAUAUAAAACCAUAUCGAAUACACCAAUACAGCCAUUAUAUUCAAAAAUGUCAACUAUUGGAAAUAAUAAUUGGAAACAAUCAUCAUCAUCAUAUGGUGGUGGUGGUGGUAUACGUACAAAAUCGACACCAAAUUCAUUUCUAAUCAAAUUAAAUAAUCAAUCUACAUCAAUUGAAAUGGAUCAAACAUCAACAUCGAUGAUGAUAACAACAUCACCAUUUCAUCAAUAUUAUGAACAUAUAAUCGAUACAUUACAGCGACAAACAUUGUAUCAAUUCAUUGUACAGGCAUUCAAUGAAAAAGGUGCCGGACCAUCAUCGAUUGAGAUUACUGCUCGUACAUUUGCUCAUGAUCCACCAAGACCACCAAAUUUUCGUAUUGAAAAUGUAUCCACACAUGAAGCAUUACUUUCAUGGGAUUAUACAUCGAUCAUUUCACGUGAUGGUAUUUAUCUUAUGUCAUCGUCAUCAUCAUCAUCAUCAUCAUCAUCAUCAUCUUCGAUGGCAUUGAUUGGUCAAGAUGGCAAUUCAAUACAACAACAAGAUAAUAAUGGCCCAUUAUUAGUGGAUGGUUUUGUUAUUUCAUAUCAUUUAGCACAAAAUUAUGUUAUUGAUGAUAAUAAUAUUGGUACAGAAGAUUGGCAAUCGAUUACAAUUAGUUCAUCAUCAACAUCAUCAUUUAUGUUACGUAAUUUACGUUGUGGUAGUGAAUAUGUUACACGUAUUGAAGCAUUCAAUGAAAUGGGUAGCGGAAGACCAUCGGAAAUGAUUCGAUUUUCAACGCUUGGAAGUCCUCCAAUACCACCGGAUAAAUAUGGCAAUCAUUUUAUCAUAUCGAACAUAACAUUUGUAAUUAUCAAUUUGGAUCUUUGGUCAGAUGGUGGCUGUCCAAUCACCGGUUAUAGUAUUAAAUAUCGUACAAGACGUCAUUAUCAUCGUAACCUAAUAGGAUCAUCCAAUAAUAAUAAUAAUAAUAAAAAUAGUGGUGGAUGGAUCACAUUAUCCACACAUCUGAUGCCUGAAAAAGAAAAACUCAUUAUUCGUGAUCUAUUACCAGGAACAUGGCAUGAUUUAAUAAUAGCAGCACAAAAUGAUGCUGGUAAACGUGAAUCGGAAUAUAGUUUUGCUACAUUGACGGAAAUCGGUGCCACUGUUGAACCAUUACAUGCAUUUGAAUCACGAAUGGCAACAAAUACUGGAACUACUGGAGCCGUAACAAUUAUUGGUACAUUAUUUGAUGAUCCAAUGAUAUUCAUACCGGCCAUUUGUACGAUCAUCGUUUUGAUUGUUGUCAUUUCGACAUCAAUAUUUUUGUAUGUAAUGCGUAUACGACAGGAAGCACUGCAGAUUGCCAACGAUGAUACAUAUUGUUCUCAUAGAUCAAGUACACGUUUAGAUGAAAUGUCACUUAGUUCCUAUCCGAAUAGUAAUGGUAUAUGUAAAAAAUCAACAUCAUUAAUGAAUGCAACAAAAUUGAAUGGAAAAGUACAUUUAAGUUAUGAAAAAAAUAAUGGCAUGAUAAUAAAUAAUGGCGAAACGGAACCACUUUAUGAACAGACAAAUUUUGCAACAGCCAUUGGUGGAAAUCAUCAACAAUCAUUAUUAGUAAAUAAAGCGGCAACAUUUCAUAAAAGUCCACAUCAUCAACGAACCGUAAUGAAACAAUCGAUUGGUGAAACAAAUCUAUUGGAAACGAUUGAUCUAACAUCAACAACAACAACAGCUACAACGGUUAACCAACAUCAACAACAGGAUCAAGAUCAAUCAAAUGAAAGUUAUUGUUUUGAACCAAUAUUUGAUCAUCGUGAUCCAUUGAUUGGACAAUAUUUUAAAACAUUACAAACACGUUCAUUUCAUCAUCAACAACAACAACAACAACAACAACUUAAUCAUUUAAAUAAUCCAUCACAAUCAUCACAUUUAUAUCAGAUGCCUGAACAGAUUAAACGUGAACAUUUUCAACAACAACAACAGCAGCAACAGGCAAAUCUAAUAUCAAGUCUUAAUCCAGAAAUUGAAAUGAUCGAUAUAAUUGGUGAUGAAACUUGUAUGAUGAAAAAAUCUACAUAUCAUCAGCCAUUAUUAUCAUCGACGACGACAACAACAACAACAACAACAACAAUGACGACAAAACCAUGUAAUGCAUAUAUGACAACAUUUGGUAUUGUUAGGCCACAACAACAACAUCAACAACAACAACAAGGUAACAUUAUCAAUAUUCUUCAUCAACAACAACAACAAAAACCUCAACCUCAAUGAAUUUGUAGAAAACAAACACACACACUUACACACAGAUUCCAUUGCCAAAAACUCAUGAAUGAAAAUACAAAAAAAAAGUGAUAUAUUUAUCUAUCUCCAUAAACAUAGUUUUUUUUUUGCUGCCGACCAUUUUGUAUUUUUUGAUUUAUUAUUACAAAUUUUUUUCCUUUGC
This is a messenger RNA of Dermatophagoides farinae (American house dust mite), 6553 nucleotides long. The record is from RefSeq and is a predicted model, not a curated record. NCBI's taxonomy places the organism in Eukaryota, Metazoa, Arthropoda, Arachnida, Sarcoptiformes, Pyroglyphidae.